Anopheles coustani is the source of this 3209-nucleotide messenger RNA. RefSeq names its product peptide transporter family 1-like. The transcript is spliced from 6 exons. Gene Ontology annotation, cellular component: membrane. NCBI's taxonomy places the organism in Eukaryota, Metazoa, Arthropoda, Insecta, Diptera, Culicidae. The record is from RefSeq and is a predicted model, not a curated record. Gene Ontology annotation, molecular function: dipeptide transmembrane transporter activity. The coding region runs from base 846 to 2996 and encodes 716 amino acids. Gene Ontology annotation, biological process: oligopeptide transport; transmembrane transport.
UCCAGUGUACCGACAGCCGCCGACGGUAACGGAUCGGUUCUCCUCCACGCAGCGCAUUGCGAUCCAUCCCCGAUCUUGCUCCGAACACUGGGCCAAAACACACAACAGAAAAAAAAACCCCCCCGUCAUCGUUGGCACACCUACAACAAGUGAUCGGCACAGAUCGAUAGGUCUCAUAAUUAGCGAAAUUAAGGAGGGAAAGCGCGCGGUCAGCCAUUAGUGCUAUUUUGUGUCACAGUUUUUUAAAACACUUGUAAUAUUCAGUAGCUUUUGCGUCAGCGUCACGCUUAUCCGUCCAUCUUCGUUUCGGUUACUCGAUCAAACGUUGGAAAGUGAAGCGAAAUCAGGCUCCUCUUUUGCAUAAAAUCUCAACUGAUAAAAAGGUGACUGAUCGCGAUCGUGGCGUCCGGGACAGAGUGGGAAGUGUGAGUGCGAGAUUUGUGUUUGGCAUAUAGAAAGAUUAUAAAACAGUAAAGCCACAACCUCCGGUACCUACCGUGACAGUUAAAGUGGACGGUAAGUCGGGUGCGUUCGUUGCACUCCAGGCCCCAGCCGUCUGGCCGGCUAAAAGAUUUACGGUGCGCGCGGUUGUAAUUCCAUUACACACUUACAUCCGAUCAUCGGCAGGGCGCAAGGGAGCGAGACAACUGUCUGCGCGUUAUGCGAUAAUAACGGUGUGCGAGAAAAAGGGCAGUCAUCCAGAAAGGCCGCAUCGCUGAGAUCAGCCCAGCCCGCCGGUAUUCCGGUCUUCCUCGAGUCGAGGCUGCAUUUGGCGUGGAAAAGCGGUGCAUUACUUUUUUGUUUCCGAUUGCAGCAAACGGUGCACGUGGUGACGCGAGUGAGAAAUGGUUUCGACGCGCUUCGAAGUCAACAGUCCGCCGCCGGUGCGAUAUCCGCGGUCCAUAUUUUUCAUCAUCAGCAAUGAGUUCAGCGAAAGAUUCAACUACUAUGGAAUGCGAACCGUGCUCGCCCUCUAUCUUACGCAGAAGCUCGCGUACAGCACGGAUACGGCCACCGUGAUCUACCACGUGUUUACCAGUUUGGCGUACUUUUUCCCCCUGAUGGGAGCAAUCCUGGCCGACAGCUGGCUCGGGAAGUUCAAGACCAUCCUUUACCUGUCGAUUGUUUACUGCGCCGGAAGUACACUGAUCGCACUCGGUGCCAUCCCACCCCUGAACCUGCCCGCACCUUCCAUGACCGUUCUGGGACUGCUGUUUAUCGCGGUCGGCUCGGGUGGUAUCAAACCGUGUGUGUCGGCCUUCGGAGGGGACCAGUUUAAGCUACCCGAACAGGCUGCCCAGCUGGCCAAGUUCUUCUCGCUGUUCUACUUCGCGAUCAACGCCGGUUCGCUCAUCUCGACCACACUUACGCCGAUCCUGCGCGAGGAUGUGCACUGCUUCGGCGAUGUCAGUUGCUUCCCGCUGGCGUUCGGUGUGCCGGCCGUGUUGAUGAUCCUCUCGAUCGUGAUUUUUGUGUGCGGACGGACGAUGUACACGAUCCGCAAGCCGUCCGGCAACAUGAUCGUGCUGGUGUUCAAGUGCAUCGGCAACGCGCUGUCGGUGCGAGCAAAGGAGAGCACCGUCAGCCCCCGGGAGCACUGGCUGGAUUACGCCGAGUCGAAGUACGGCAAGGGCGUCGUUUCGGACAUCAAGUCGCUGAUGAAGAUCCUGGUGUUGUACAUUCCGCUGCCCGUGUUUUGGGCGCUGUUCGACCAGCAGGGCUCCCGGUGGACGUUCCAGGCGACGCGCAUGGACGGUGCUGUCGGUGGCUACACGAUCAAACCGGACCAGAUGCAGGUGAUCAAUCCGCUGCUCAUCCUGGCCUUCAUUCCCGUGUUCGAGAGCUGCGUCUAUCCGAUGCUGGCGAAAAUUGGCAUCAAGCGUCCGCUACAGAAACUAUCCUUCGGUGGUAUCCUGGCCGGGGCCGCUUUCGUCCUGUCCGGAUUCGUGGAAAUCGCACUUGAUCGCACCAACGCCGUCCUUCCGGCCGCCCACGAGGCACAGCUUCGCGUGUUCAAUGGGUUGCCGUGCGACUAUCGCUUCCACACCGACGUGCCCAAUCUGGCCAGCUUUAGCGUUCCGUCCCGCGGGGUUUUUGAGGCACUGCACGUUGACGUGGCGGCCAACACGACGUUCCAGUUUCGGGCGGAAACGAGUGAAAUCGCUUGCGUGCGCGAGAAUAUGACCGAGUUGAGUGGCACGUUCUACCUCAGUCCGGCCGGUGCGGUCAGUUACUUUUUGAGCCGCAAGGGGGGAAAGAUUAACCUUGUGGAGUAUGCCGAUACGGCGGAGAAAGAUCGAAAUGGGCUACCGAAGCUGCGGCUGCUAGCGAAUGUGAUGACGACGAAAGAGGUUUCAUUACGCCACAGCCGAAACACGGAUGCCGUGUACAACAUCCUGCUCAACCAAUAUGAACAGCUGGUCGUUGCCGAGGGAGAGUACGGUUUAUUUAUUGGCGAGCGUCACGUUGGGACCGUAAAGAUGAGCCCGGGCGGAGUGUACACGUUGCUGCUAGAUGAAGUUUUGGAGAACGAAUUUAAUCUUCAAACACACAUCAUUACCCCGUCCAACUCAGUCCACAUGCUCUGGCUGGUGCCACAGUACGUCGUCAUCACGGCCGGCGAGGUGAUGUUCUCCAUCACGGGGCUCGAGUUUUCCUACUCCCAGGCGCCCGCGAGCAUGAAAUCGGUCAUACAAGCUUUCUGGCUGCUGACGGUGGCCAUCGGCAACAUGCUGGUGGUGUUCAUCGCCGAGGCCAAGUUCGUGCAGUCGCAAUCGCUCGAAUUUUUCCUCUUCGCCGCCCUAAUGUUCCUCGAUAUGGGCCUCUUCAUGAUACUGGCCAUGCGCUAUCACUACUCGGAAAACGCCGAACCCGACUCGAUCGAGGUGGAAACGAACCCGAAAAAGGCGAACGAUCCCCUUGCGCUAUGCGACACGCUGUCGGAGCGGAGUGCCAAGAGUACCACCUACGCCAACGAAGCAUACCGGGAAGACUGAAAGGAUCGCGUUUCAAAUUGUGUCCGUUUUAUUUUUGUCUCGUACACCCUAACCUAAAGCUCUUUUGUGUCUACGUUGUGUGGAACGUAUGGUCAAAAAAGGUACUAAAUCGAUCUGUUGUGAGAUGUAUUAUUCGUUACGUCGUUUACCGGCGUUGUAAGUUAGUUUUAUAUAUUUUUGCUAAUAAAUAGAUUUCGUUAUACGUUUAUGAAA